UGCCGUACUGCAGUCUGCUGUUUCUUUGGAGCUUGUGACCUAAAUUCAUCAAAAUGCCUUUAGCUAAACAUUCUGAUCAUUUUGUGCUUCCCAAUGUCAUGAUAAUGGUUGUAGUAACAUUAGGGCUUUUACUGACAGUGUUGUGUACCUUCAAACCUGAUGUUGUGCCUUACGACUACUUGGGACCCCUUGGUGCAUUGGCCCACUACCUUGCGUACAAACAAACCCUUGUGAUGCAGACGAUAUGCUAUACAGCAAUCUUCAUGCAUGUUUUAGAGAGUUUCUAUGCUUAUUAUCUUGCAGGGAUGAAAGAAUUAUCAAGCUCCGCGAGACUAAAAUGGGGCAUUGGCACCUUCUUUUUCGGCAUCUUCUGCAUGUAUCAGUUGUUAAAGUAUAACCCGACCAAAGGCCAGAAGAGAGAAUGAGGUGAAUAAAGUAUGAGGUGUAGAAAUAAUAUGAGCUUUCUUCAGGGAUGCAAGUUUUCAAAUUAUUCCCUGAUUUUCAGACCCUCUUCAGCUUUCAUAUGGGUUUUAAUAUGUUUACCAGUAGGUCCUUUUUCAGGCCAAUUGGAGAAAGCCAACUGGUAUCCCUGUAAUAACUAGUUCGCUGACAACCCAUUGAAACGUGUGUGAUAAAAUUAACAUGCUUUUCAAUGGGAUGAUGAUUUUCUGAAAUGAUGCCCAGAAUAUGACAGGCUCAGGUCUAUAGGAAAUGGUGGUUACACCGAAAUCAUACCGUUUUCAACAGGUUAAAGGAGAAUCUUUUGCAUGCAUCAUUUGUUGAAGUAUGAUCCAUGUCGCCCAACCUAAGAUCAGAAGAGGAAAUGAACUGAAAGAAGUAGUUCGUAGGAGUCUUUUCUUUAACGAAAUGGCAUGAACAGAUGCGUCCAGAAUGCAAAAUGCAUAACAGUGAUGUUUGUUAAUCAACAGUUCCUGUUGCUAACAUAUCUGAAUGAAAGUUUAGCUAACAUUAAGCCUCAUGCAUUUACCAACUCCAUAUCCUAACAAUGUGAUAAAAUUAUGAUUUUCAUCAAUUAUGCAGUUCACGUUCCGGAUGCAUGUUUUCGUGCCAUUGCAUUUUGCCAAGCUACCUUAACCGAUUGACAAUGGUGCUCAGUAACAGGACAUGGCUUUUACAACAAUUUCAAACAGUAUUCAACAGCAUAGAGGGGGAAGUCCAUGUUGAUAUCAUGUUUAUUUCUGUAUUAAAAA
Molecule: messenger RNA, 1211 nt
Organism: Strongylocentrotus purpuratus (purple sea urchin)
Lineage: Eukaryota; Metazoa; Echinodermata; Echinoidea; Camarodonta; Strongylocentrotidae
Product: transmembrane protein 254-like
Exons: 4
Coding region: 54-425 (123 amino acids)
Source: RefSeq, a predicted model, not a curated record